This is a messenger RNA of Selaginella moellendorffii, 1469 nucleotides long. Its product is annotated as AAA-ATPase At4g30250. The transcript has a single exon. Bases 1 to 1416 code for a protein of 471 amino acids. The record is from RefSeq and is a predicted model, not a curated record. NCBI's taxonomy places the organism in Eukaryota, Viridiplantae, Streptophyta, Lycopodiopsida, Selaginellales, Selaginellaceae. Gene Ontology annotation, molecular function: ATP binding; ATP hydrolysis activity.
AUGGGCGGAGGAGUAUGGGGAUCCGGGGAUAGCAUCGUCGCUUACAUCGGCUCGCUCAUCGGCCUCGUCGCCUUUCUCCGCGGCAUCCUUCCACGCGAGGUACGCGAUUUCCUCCGCGAGGCCGCCAUCUCCUUCCUCCCGCGCCUCUACUUCCUCUUCUGGACGAGCAAGACCCGCAUUGACGUCCACGAGUGGGCCGGCUCCUCGCCCAACGAGAUGUAUGAUCUCGUCCACCUCCACGUCGCGGAGCUCACCUCCGCCUCCGCCCGGACAGCCUCCACCCGCCGCCUCGAUCUCGUCCGCGUCAAGAACUCCGCCAAGCCCAGCUUCGCGCUCGCGAGUGGCGAGAGCGUCCGGGAGAGCUUUCGCGGCGUCUCCUUCUGGUGGACGCGACGCGUGAUCGAGAACAGCGAGUCGCGGCGCUGGAGCACGCGGCGAUCUUACACGCUGGAGGUGGACACGAAGCUCGCGCAGUCGAUCCUCCCGAGCUAUCUGGAGCACGUCGUCAAGAACGCCGAGGAGGUCCAGCACAGGAACCGCAAGAGGAAGCUCUUCACGAACUUUAGCGGCUGGGAGUACCGGAAGCGGCCGUGGAUGUCGGUUCCAUUCGAUCAUCCUGCAACUUUCGAGAGCAUGGCUAUGGAUCCCGAGCUCAAGCAGCAGAUCAUGGACGAUCUCCGCAGCUUCAUGGGCGGCGAGGCUUACUUCCGGAAGAUUGGAAGGGCGUGGAAGCGAGGCUAUCUUCUCCAUGGGCCGCCAGGAACUGGGAAGUCGUCGCUCAUCGCCGCCAUAGCUCACUUCACCGGGUAUGACAUCUACGAUCUGGAGCUCACUGACGUGAAGAACAACUCGAAUCUGAGGAAGUACCUCACCGCCAUCAGCAACAAGGCGAUCGUGGUGAUCGAGGACAUCGACUGCUCGCUGGAUCUCAAGAAGCGUCCCGGGGAGGAGGGCGAGAAGAAGAAGAAGAAAGAUGGUGGCGAGAGCGAUGAUGAUGACGACGAUGAUGCUGAAGAAGACGAGAAGAAGAGCAAAGUUACGCUGUCUGGGCUUCUCAACUUCACCGAUGGCUUGUGGUCUUCCACCGGAAGCGAGAGGAUCUUAAUCUUUACAACGAACCACAUCGACCAGCUCGAUCCGGCGCUCAUUCGAUCCGGGAGGAUGGACAUGCACAUCUGCCUGUCUUACUGCGCCUUCCCGGCUUUCAAAGUUCUCGCGAGGACGCACUUGGACGUGGAGGACCAUCGCCUGUUUCCGAGGAUCGAGGAGCUCAUCGGGGAGGUGCAAGUGACUCCGGCAGAGAUCGCCGAGCUGCUGAUCCAAAACAGGAACCACGAGACGCCGGCGCUGGAGAGUGUGAUUGCAGCUCUCGAGGCAAAGAAGAAGGCCAAGCUAAAUUCAUCCCAGGUAGAUUGAUCGCUGCAAGUUUUGCUUGAUCCAACUUCACAACUUUUCUUGGGAAAAGAAAA